This is a messenger RNA of Cololabis saira (Pacific saury), 1178 nucleotides long. RefSeq names its product high mobility group nucleosome binding domain 1a (gene hmgn1a). The transcript has 6 exons. The coding region runs from base 179 to 523 and encodes 114 amino acids. Gene Ontology annotation, cellular component: nucleus; chromatin. The record is from RefSeq and is a predicted model, not a curated record. Lineage: Eukaryota; Metazoa; Chordata; Actinopteri; Beloniformes; Belonidae. Gene Ontology annotation, molecular function: nucleosomal DNA binding.
AGGGAGAUCCAAUCCGGCAUUAGCGAGUCCUGCUGCUGCUCUCCAGUCUCCACCGUGCACUGUUCUGGAGUUGUAGGCUCAAGAGUGCAGUUGGCCAGCUUUUCCCCCCCUACUUUACUCAAAAACAAGCAGUUUUUCCCUUUUUUUUGUUAGUGUACCCCGCACAAUCCAAGCAACAAUGGGAAGGAAAAAGGCUGUUGCUGCUGAUGCAGAUGCAAGUGCAGAGCCAAGGCGAAAGUCUCUACGGUUGUCUACGAAAGAGCCAGAGCCACAGCCAAAGCCAAAGGCGAAGGCAGAAAAGACAAAGGCACCCCCAAAGACCAAAAAGGUGAAAGAAGCAGCUAAGCCCAAAGAAAAAGAGAAGAAAGAACCCGAGGCAGAGGAGGACGAGGAGGAGGGAGAAGAAGAGGGAGAAGAAGAAGUUCCUGCAGAAAAUGGCGAAGCCAAAACUGAGGAGGCUGAAGCAACAGAGGAGGCAGAUGAAAAGGAGGAAGAGGCUGAAAAGGACAAAGAAGCAGAGUAGCCAGUGCUCCCAAUGCCUUUUUUGUUGUAAAAUGCAGAGAAUAUUUUUUAUCGACUAUUUUCUUAAGACAGCAAUGUUUUUAGGGAUAUAAUUGCUUCAUGUUUUUUUUUUUUUUUUUGGUCCGUUUGCUGUUUUUUUGUGUUCCUUUUUUUUUUUUUUUAAUACUACAAUUUCAAUUUUGCGGUUUCUGGGAAGGGAACGUUUGUCAUUGUAUUCUUGUCUCGUCUGUGUUUUAUCUUAAAGUUGGAGUAUUUGUGCCUGACAUGCAAUCAUGCCUUGUUCAGUGAUGGGCAAUUUAACCGUUUUGUCAUCUGUACGUCAGAAUACUGUUUGAAAGUUUAGGGCCGAGAAUGGGUUUCAUACUGUGUGGUAAACAUUUGUGGUCACAAUUGUUGUUUUCAUAAAGCUCAAUAAUUAAAUCACUGUGUGUUGAGUUGUUUUUGUUUUUCAAAUGUAUGGUACAAAUGAGAGCAUUGAUCCCUGUUUUCAGUAAUGUUCUAUAGCAUUACAGAUUGAGUAUAUGUUUCAUGUUUUGUUUUUUUCCAUUAGGACAUCUAUGUGGUUGGGGGAUUUCUCUACCAAUGUACAGUUUCCUUUUAAAACUUUGUUAUCGAUGGUAUAAAAUGCCAAAAUAAAGAGGAAUUUCUUUAUCAAA